Molecule: messenger RNA, 2413 nt
Organism: Carya illinoinensis
Lineage: Eukaryota; Viridiplantae; Streptophyta; Magnoliopsida; Fagales; Juglandaceae
Exons: 2
Coding region: 1068-2228 (386 amino acids)
Source: RefSeq, a predicted model, not a curated record
UAGUACUUUUCACACUUCUGGAACACUCGCCCUGGAGUAUCUCUCUCAAAGCACAACGAGAAGGUACAUUUUUUAAUAUGUAUUUUUCCAGCUUCAGUUCAGAUAACUUGCUUGCAGUUCUAGUUCUAAGUUGUUUUGUUUCAAUCCAUCUAGAAUAGUUGUAUUUUCCCUUUCCUUAGAUCUGUUAUCUCUUUGCGAGUUUUUCCCGAUCGAUCUAUUGUAACUUCCUGUGUUUUUUCCUAAUUUUGUCCGGUUUCUGAUGUCUAUUGCUUUUUUCGAACUUUUCAUCAUCAAAAUUUAUUUUGGAUGGGUUGAUCCAACUUUAAACUUUGAUUUUUAUCUACACCUUGAGACCGAUCUUCAUUUGCACCAUUUGGACUCCAAUCCUUAACAUCAUCGGCAAUCAGCCUCCUAAACAUCUGCAAUUCCUCCAGGUCAGGUUCUUACUCCAAAAAAGAUUUCAAUAUGUUGUUGCAUGUGUGCGUGUAAGCGAGAGAGAAGAUGGAGGAGAUAAGAGCAAAUUAUAUUGAUUUCAGCCAUGAGCAUCCGUUGGUCUUCAAAGAAGAUCUGGAAAAUGAUGGCGACAAGGAAACUGUUUGCUCGAGGUGCGAAGAACCAGUGUUGGGUCCCAACUACAAAUGCUCCGAAUGCAACUUCCUACUUCAUAAAUCAUGCAAUGAACUACCCUGUGAAACACACCGCCACCCUUUGCACCCAAACCACACCUUUUUCUCAGAGCGCCAUCAGAAUUUAAUAGAUGUGAUACCUGCCGCGAGUAUUGCAGUAGACGCUUAUUUUACCAUUGUGAGGAGUGCAAUUUUGACCUCGACAUCAGAUGCGUUUCCCGCUGGCGAAGUAGCAUCGAUGAAUGUCACCGACAUGACUUCUUCCCCAUCUUCAACCAGAUCCAAUUCACUUGCGAUGCCUGUGGGGAGGAAACCAAGGACAUCGCUUACCUAUGUAGCCUCUGUCGAUUCACGGUUCACCGCCAAUGUGUUGAUUAUCCACGCACCAUCAGUACAACUGUACAUAAUCACUCUCUCACUCUCACAUGUUCUCUUCAUCAAAUGGUAGAGGAGAAGGAUGACAUAUCAUGUGAACUUUGCCGUAGAAAGGUAAAAACAAAGUACGGAGUUUAUUAUUGUCAAGAUUGCAGGUAUGCUGCCCACUUGCAAUGCGCAGAAAUAUAUCAAGGUGAGAUCAACGGGGACCUGACUGCAACCACACAGUCGGUGCCUUGCGAGUCUGAUUUGGUCUCGGAGAUCGAACAUUUUAGUCAUCAUGAACAUAAAUUAAUCAUCAGUAGAAAGGAGCUCCAGGAUGAUAAGAUUUGCGAGGGAUGUAUGCUUUCAAUCACGCCCCCGUUUUACAGCUGUGAGCAAUGUAACUUCUUUCUGCACGGUCGCUGUAUUAUACUUCCUUCCAAGAAGCAACAGCCCUUUUUUCACAAGCACCCACUCACCCUUCUCUCACAGGCACCUUCCCCAAGUGGCAUAUUCCGAUGUGUUGCUUGUUGGCGUUUACAACAUGGCUUCUGUUACAGAUGUGACUUGUGCGAUCAUUCUGAAAUGGACGUCCAAUGCUCUUCUCUGCGGAAAACCCUCAAGCAUGAAGGUCACCAACACUCCCUCUUCAUUGCUUUAAAUCGUGAUGGAAUAAUAUGCAAUGGUUGUUAUGAUGAGAAUCCUUGCCAUUGCUUAUUUGUAUGCACCGAAUGCGAGUUCGGCUUGUGUUUUACAUGCGCAACUCUUCCAUAUAGAGUAAGGUAUGAGUAUGAUGCACAUCUCUUCUUGACACUCACGUAUACGGUUGAAGACAAUUCUGGAGAAUAUUAUUGUUUUAUUUGCGAGGAAACUAGAGACUCAAGGAAGUGGUUCUAUUAUUGCAAGGGAUGCGACUUUGCUGCGCAUCCCGAUUGUGUUAUUGGCAAGUAUUCGCGCAUCAAGUUUGGAAGAAACUUCACAUGUCAGGAAUAUCAUCGACAUCAUCCUCUCGCUAUUGUCCAGAAGAAUGAGUACUCUUCUCCGUGUGACUCUUGUGGCACCACUUUUGAUGGCUUGGCCGUGGCAUGUACUCAAUGCAAAUUCAAUUCCCACUUGAAAGUUAAAUCUCCAUGGUGGUGGGACUCGGAGGAAUUCAAAUAUUCCCAGAUGAUAUUUAAAUAUCCAUGGUUAAGGGAGCAGGAGUGGGAGCGGGAGCGGAUCUGUGGGAAUGAUGAUGAAAAAUAAAGAUUCAGUACUUUUAAUUAAUAUAUGAUUGAAGCGGAAGAACCAAUUUAUAAAGAAAAUAGACAUGUUAUAUGAGGAUAUGAUGAUGUGAUAUGGAAUUUUUGAUGUAAUGUAGAAUGGGCGGACAUGAUCAUUUAUUGUUGUUUAUAUUUAUGUGAAUUGAAGCAUUUAAUUAAGCGUGAAAA